GCUGGAGCAAAUGCCAGACUUUACUAUUCGGGCCUCUCAAAGUGACUAUGUCCGCCAGAUCCUGCCUAUCAACAUUGGUCGAACCCGUCGUCAGCAGCUGGAGUCCAGCAUAACCGAGGAGUUCGAGCAAGUGUGCAUUCACUACCUUCCCAUACCAGUUCAAGAGCUGACCUUUGUCUCCUUUGGCGAUGCCUCUUUUGCAUCCUCCAAGAACUUGAACUCCCAUCAGGGAGUAGUUCUGUGUGCCACUGACUCCAGGCUAGGCCAAAAUAAGGAAGCCCCGCUCUCCCCUGUAGGUUGGUUUUCUAAGAAGAUUCCUAGAGUAGUCCGCUCCACCUUGUCUGCCGAAGCCUACGCCAUGUCAAAGGCAGUUGAUCUCCUAGGCUGGCUUCGCGCCCUCUGGGGUGUUGUCCAUGUUCCUUCGUUCGAUUGGCGACAACCCGAGCAGAGCUAUAAACUGUUGAAUACGGCCCUGGUAGUCACCGACUGCAAAUCGCUUUACGACUUAGUCACUCGGCUCGCGAUGCCGUCGUGCGAAGAACACCGGACUACUUUGGAAGUCCUCCUGAUCAAGCAAAGAUGUGCGGAAAAUUCCCAGUUCAGGUGGGUGCCGACCACCCUUCAGAUCGCAGAUUCCUUGACAAAGAAUAUGGACUCCUCACUUCUCCGAGCUAUCCUUGCGCAGGGGAGAUUUCGUCUUUUUGACAAUUCAGAGUCCCUCGCGCGAGAUGCCCAGCGAAGGAAGGCCAUUGAGUGGCUUACCCAACCAUCCGAUAU
Symbiodinium sp. CCMP2456 is the source of this 777-nucleotide messenger RNA. NCBI's taxonomy places the organism in Eukaryota, Dinophyceae, Suessiales, Symbiodiniaceae. The record is from the annotation of a GenBank genome assembly.